CAUUCGUAUUUUAAUUUGUUCUGCUCUUGUCCCUUCAAAUCCUUCCUGUCCCUACUUCAACGAUGGGCGAGAGGAGCAGGUAUUCUUGAAAUUCUCACUCCUAGUAUACUUACAACUAGUAUCCUUCAUUGUUUUCGAACUUCUCUCGUCCUACGCUCUGCACGAUGUCUGAUUCUGCCGACUUCGACCAGGAGGCAGCUCGACGAGACUACAGAGCACCAUACUCCACCAAUCAUCCAAUUCCUACCAUUCAACGAUAUCGAGAACAUCGCAACGAGCUUGAAGAACGACAAAGCCAUGCUGAAGCUGCUCAGCAUACAGAAGAAGACGAUUCGAGAGCGAAGCGGGCCUUCAGCUCUGUCAAGUCUAUAAUCAAGAAUGAAGACAAGAAGGAUCCAACCGGAGACGCAUAUCCUACCUCGAACCGAAAUACAGAGGAGACUGCUCGCGAGCCCGACCAGGACGAUUCUGGGAUACCAUUAGUUCCGUCUGCCAGUGAUGGUAAAGGACAAGUUGACGGGCAGGAUGGCAGCGAAGAUGGAUCUGCGAAGCAAAAUGGCACAAUGCAACAUGGCACACACCAGAACGGUAGCACUGAUGACGGUGACAAGAAGGGGCAGCAGAAACAGUCGGCUACCGAGAAGGUACACGGGCAGACCGAUCCGAAAGAGAAGAGGAAAGCUAUGAAGCAUAACAAACGAGACGAUGGAGGUCGUGAAGUCACAGAUCCCGUCACGCAUCUGCCAUUGAUUAUACGAGACUCGACAGCAAAAGACCUACGUCGAGCGCCCGAGAAUGAACGUGCUCCCGGCCAACAAAAGAAGACUGUGACAGGAUUGAGUGGAGCAUCAAAGUCGUCGAGUCAAUUGAGCUUGGAGCAGGAUGAAUUGCAGGAGAAUUACGAUGGAAUGCAGAAGAUGUUUCCUCCUCCAGCGUAUGAUGAUGCUCGAGCUGAACUGGCUAGGACAUUUCAGUCUGCUUUGACCAUUGGAUUGAGUAUCAUACUGGCACUUUCAACAAUCGUUGUCUUGCUUCUUGUGUUCGUGGCCUCGACGUCGCAUAAUAAAUCAGAUGUGCCAUUUUGGAGGAAGAUUGGGACCGAAGAUCGGCAUUCAAAGAAACUCUACAUCACAUUGGGGAUUGUGACGGCAGUUUCAUCCGCAAUUGGAUUCCUCGUCAUAACUCAAAUCCGUGGAUGGCUGGGGAAUAAAGUUAAAGGUAUCUGGGAAGACGAAGUAUGGGAUGCUGCUAGAGUCGAGGAGGAAAACACUAAUCAAUCGAAUGAACGGCUACCAGAAUCCGUUGCUUGGAUGAACAGCCUUCUCGCUUCCGUCUGGCCCCUUAUCAAUCCAGACUUAUUCGCUUCAGUUGUCGACAUGCUUGAAGAUGUCAUGCAAGCAAGUUUACCAAAGGUCAUUCGGAUGGUCAGCGUUGAUGAUCUUGGGCAAGGCAGCGAGGCUAUUCGGAUCCUUGGUAUCAGAUGGCUUCCAACUGGUGCUGCUGAUAAAUCAGUUGAUGAUGAGGGUAAAUUGAAACAGGCUAGCAACAAGGAAGCCAAUGAUCGUGGUGCUCCCGGAGAAGGUGAAGAAGAAGAUCUCGAGAAAAAGGACAAGGAUGAUGAAGAGGAAUCGGAUGCUUCGAAGAAAAAGAAAGAGGAGCAGAAGCAGAAAGAGCAGGAACAGCAAUCCAUUCGUGAAGGCAUGGAAGCAGAACAAGGAGACUUUGUCAAUAUGGAAAUGGGUUUUGCUUACAGGGCCCGCUCUUCGGGCAAGUCUAUCAAGUCGAAAGCCAGGAAUGCACACUUGUAUCUCAAGUUUUACCUACCUGGUGGCAUCUUUGUUCCGGUCUGGGUUGAGCUGCGAGGAAUCAUUGGGACUAUGAGAGUUCGCUUACAACUUACACCCGACCCGCCAUUCUUCAGUCUCUGCACAUUGACUUUUCUUGGGCAGCCGCGAGCUGACCUGUCCUGUACACCACUUUCGAGACAUCUUCCGAAUCUAAUGGACGUUCCCCUCAUCUCAUCUUUCGUACAAUCGGCCAUUGAUGCCGCUCUUGCCGAAUAUGUAGCACCCAAGAGCUUGACCCUAGACCUCAAAGACAUGCUCGUCGGAGAUGACUUCAAAAAAGAUACUGUGGCACGAGGUAUUCUCAUGAUAUAUAUCAAGGAGGCCAAAGGAUUCAAAGAAGGCGAUGGAAGCAUUGGACCUAUGAAGGGCUCAAGCGAUGCAUAUGUCACCUGUUCUUGGGGCAAAUUUGGCAAGACAAUUGCGUCAACCAGAAUCAUUGAGAAGGAUCAAUAUCCAAAGUGGCAUGAAUGGGCAUACAUGCUAGUGACGCCGGAAGAGCUCAAUGCUGAGGAGAAGCUGCGAAUUCAGCUGUGGGAUUCCGACAAGUAUACUGCUGAUGACGAUCUGGGACGGGUUGAAGUCGACUUGAAGGAGCUUAUGCAUAGUCCGAAAACGAGGAAUGCGCAGUAUGAUCGAGAAGAUCGAUUCCGAGGACAAGAUCCUUCUGAGAAGAUGCCGGGAACGAUUUCCUGGUCCGUUGGCUACUACGAAAAGACAAGGAUCACUGAGGAUCAGCUGGCGAAGCAGACUGAGGACGAUGAAAUCAAGACGAAGGAUGAUCUGAAGAAGAUAGUCUCGGAAACUGCUGAGAGGAAGCUUCGUGAGGCCACUGCUCAUGACGAGUCAAAAGAGGUUCAUCAACAGAAGACGCAAGAUUACAAAGAGCGUGAGAAUGCUUUGAUCUGCUCUUCUCCUCCGGAUCCGAAAUAUCCAUCAGGCAUAUUAUCCAUACAGAUUCAUAACAUUACUGGACUUGAGGUCGAAGCCUUACAGAAAGACAAGGACGACGAAGGCGAUCGAGAAGAUGAAGCAGAGCAGUCUGAUGACUUACCCAGCAGCUACUGCACCAUCAUUCUCAAUCACAAGAAAAUUUAUAUGACACGCACCAAGCCGAAGAAUGCAAAGCCGUUCUUUAACGCUGGAAUCGAACACUUCAUUCGGGAUUGGCAAACGGCAGAGAUCAUGGUUAGCUGUCGAGAUAGCCGAGAACGAGAGAAUGAUGCUCUUCUUGGUAUUGUUUAUCUUCCACUUGCCAAGAUGUUCGAGAAACGAAGUCAGAUCAUGGACAUGUAUCCACUUGUCGGCGGUAUGGGCUUUGGCCGAGCACGCAUCUCGAUGGUAUUCCGCAGCAUCGAGCUCUCUCUUCCCAAAGAACUCCUUGGCUGGGACUACGGCACACUUGAGAUCAAAUCACCAGUUAAACCAAAAGGAAAUUUCCCUCAAGAUCUAGCACAACAUCGGAUCAAGCUUCGUUCGAACAUUGGACGUAUCAAGAUGCAGUCCAAUGAUGGCCAGUGGAAGUCUAACAACGAUGAGUCCGCGUUCCUCGCAUGUAAAAAGCGUUACGCAAUGCCUCUCAUCGUCGAGUUCCGGACCUCAAGUCUUGUGCACGAUUCCACGCCUGCGUUUGCUGUCUUCUGGCUCCGAGAAAUCCCAGAUGAAGAGGACCGCACAAUCACAAUGCAAGUCUGGGCUGGCGGCAAAGAAAACUUGAAGCGCGCCACAAGCUGUGCCGGCUACAGUGGCAUGGAGGAAAACGAACAACCCCUUGGCGAAAUCGAAGUCACAAUGAAAUUCUGGCGUGGAUUAUCUGGGUACCAUAAACGGUAUGCGCAGAAAGAUAGAAGUGAAGACAUGAGAAACGUCAUGGAGGUUCUCGAUACUGUAAAUGACGAGAUCAAAGACGACGACGCCAUGGACGACGGUUAUUCCGACCCCUCAUCGACCUCCUCAUCCGACUCGGAAGACCGGGAAAAAAAGAAACCCUCUCGAUCCCCCACGAACAAGAAACUAGCAACACACACCAACCAAUCCGACUCCUCCCUUUCCAGCACCAACACCUCCGCCUCCAAAAACCCGUUCAAGAAAAUCAAGAAGGUGGCAACGGAUAUAGUGACAGGGCAUAACGACGAAGAUGAUGGCGAGAGGGGCGUGGUGGGCCAGGUGAGGGAUUAUAAGGAUCAUAGGCGGCAGUUGCAUAGGAGGCAUCGGGGCGUGAUGCAGUGGCGAGCGGCCAGGAGUGGGGAUUGGGCGUUGGGGAAGGUGAGGCGGGGGGUGGGGAGGGUGGAGGGCGUUUUUGAGCAUGGGGAGAAGGGGGAAGGGGUUGAGACUGAGGUUUAG
Mollisia scopiformis is the source of this 4187-nucleotide messenger RNA. RefSeq lists its product as uncharacterized. NCBI's taxonomy places the organism in Eukaryota, Fungi, Ascomycota, Leotiomycetes, Helotiales, Mollisiaceae. The transcript has a single exon. The record is from RefSeq and is a predicted model, not a curated record. The coding region runs from base 165 to 4187 and encodes 1340 amino acids. Gene Ontology annotation, molecular function: lipid binding.